CGCAAGAAAAGAAGAAGAAGGGCCGCUUCCCUCUCUCUCAACAUCACUCGACCUCCAAUUCCCGAGUCGACGCCCCGUCGAGCGCGAUCGAUUUGCGUCGCGUGCACGGAUUCCUCAGACGAUCGAAGAAUUUGCGGUCCUGAAGGGGGUAAGCAUGAAGAAAAUGGACAGGAGUGGAGGUAGACAGGGAAAAGGGCAGGUACGCAAGGUUGGAAGCAUAAUGCAGUCGCUGCCUUCGCAGACACAGGUGUUUAUGAACGAGUGGUGGCUGGUCAAUGCUAAUGGAAAGGGUUUAGCUGUUGGAGGGUUUGCUCAUAGAGACAGUGAAAGAGUAAGCCUUUUUUGCUCUGCACCAAUUGUGAAGAGGCAUGAUACUACCACCUUUGAGACAGCAGAUGGCAUGACAAUUAUGGUUGGUGGUCUAAUCAACCAGCUACGCACUCUGGAAAAUGGAUUUUCCUCGAAGGUUUGCAACAAAUUCCUGCUUGGAUUUCCAUAUGACUGGGCAGAGUAUUCAACUUCCUGCUAUGGCGAAGACUGUGGUGUCCAAGCUGGUUCAGUUAAGGCUACAGCUUCUGAGAAAACUGACUCCCAGUCAAGAAGCACUGCAAAUUACUUUGAGGCAACUUCUCUUGAUGAGGUUACUGUACCAAAGUUACGCGAUUUAUAUAGUCUCGGUUAUCUUGAUGAUUCUUUCUUGAUGAAGAAAAUAUAUGAUGAUGUUGUGGGCAUGUUGGGAAGUGGUGCUGAGCAUGAUGGAGAAUAUCUUCAUUCAAGCAGAAAAAGUGGUCCCAGUACGGCGGCCAAAAGCCAAAUUAAUGAUGCUCAAAAUAAUAAAAAGAAAUCAAAGGAGGAUGGGUUGUGCAAACACAAUGAGGACAUCUUGUCUGCAAGAAAAACUGUGAAGAAAGUAAACCAUAAAAGCGGUCGUCAAUUGAGGGCUUAUGUUCGCAGACAAAGGGAAGGUGUUUCAACUAGAAGCAUGACUAGAUUCACUGGGCUUAAAAAUUAAUAAAGGUAUAAACAGGCCAUAUGUGCGGUUCAGACGAAUAACACAUAUCCAGUAUCAUGACACACCAAGUUGUUUGGGGCAUUCACCUGGAUUUUGGAUUUCCCUAUAAAAGAUGGCGUACGGCAUCUCUUCUGCUUCUGAAGAAAAAGAAGCUCUGCAACCUCCCAUAGCUACACUUUCAUCAUCUGAACAGACUUGAGGUUUUCCUUCUCCCAUCGUACAACUCCAUGGCGCUUUCAAUUCUGCUUUGCCUAAUAAAUGCGGGUGCAAUGGAGACCCAGGCAUUGCCUCCAGUGUUGAGGGUGCAAUUAAAAGGUUGUGCCAAGUGAAGUAAUCACGAAACUGUAUUUUGGAUUUUGUGUCUAGAAAGUUUCUGCGCAGAAUGUAAAUGUGAUGGGCCCAGCAAUUCUUCCAAAGUGCAGGAGUUAUUGAGGGGAAUUUUGCGGAGGCACCAAGAGGGGCUCUGUUUAUGAAAGUAUGGUUAAGUCAUCUUUUUUGGAUUUUGAUGGAGGUGGGGAUUUACUUGGUAAAGACAAAGUAUGGCAGAAUCUGUUGGAAAUUAAAAAGAAGCAGUUGUUUAAUGGUCUCGAAGUUGGGUCAAUAUUCUCUAAUAAUGAUGUGAUAGGAGGUGCUACUAAUGGGGUUAAAAAACUUCUAGGAAGUACUGUUUACUUGUGCAAGAUGGGAGGCAAUACCCAAAUCGAUGGUUCUCUUGCCUGUCCAUUAAAGAUUGAGUCAUUGAUGAUACUGCAUCGAUUGAACUCGUUUUGUUCACUGGAAUUGGAAAUAGGGGGGAUGAGGCGAUGGGAGACCCAAAAGGAGUGGCAUAUGGAAAGAAGACGAAGUGGCUUUGGAGGAAAGGGAAAGGUGCAAAAAUGUUUAUGGAGAACUUUGUAAAGCGAGACAACUUAGUGCAUUUUUCUGAACCUAUAUAUACUUGUUGAACAAAGUGAGACAACCAAAAGAAGGUUCUCUAGGGACGAAGUGGAGGCCCUGAGGUUUAUUAAUAUUUCAGAACAACGAAGUUGUGAAGAGAGAUUUAUAUGGACUGGGCCAUGUGGCAAGAGAGUUCAAACCUUGCUAGUUCUAAGCAUCAACCGCAGUCUACUUUGAGAUUUCCUUGCCAGUGUCAGUCUCUCGGGAGGGCACAGGAUCCUGGUAUUCUUGGUGGGUUAUCAUCGCUUUAGUUGCUUUAUCAUAGUUUUUUCUUUGGCUAUAUUUCCAUAAUACUUAAGGAGAAGCUUGAAAUGAGUUAAUGAAGAUGCAGUUGCUGAAGUGGAAGAGGGAAAUCUCAAGAAUUUCUUUGUUCCCGCACUAAAGACCUAAUGUGGAACAAAUGGGUCAUAUGUCUCUUGAUUACUUCUCCGUGGUACAUUCAAAGCCUACUAUUUGCUAAUCUAGGUGUAUGUGCAGAGAUCCCGUGCCCAUCCAAACUAAGGUGAAAACGUAAAGAAAUCUCCACAAGCAAUUUGUUCUGCAAAUAGAACAUGGUUUUCUCGACGGUGCUCUCAUUCUAUGAUGUUCGCUCUUCUUAUUGUAUUUUUAUCCCUUGUUCUCUGUUUGUCCCUUUCGAUCAAAGCAUUUUCUUUUAAGAAGACUUUGGUUGGAAUUUAUCAUCACUUUCAGGUGAAAGGGGUGAUGAACGAGCGUGUCGAACUACAUACAAAACACGGGGCAGUGAAACAGAUUUGUGUGAAUCUGGAUCUUGCUUGUAGCCUAAGAUAUUGUCGAUAGCAAUGACAGCGACGAACCCAACUUUGAUGCUGCUGGGCCUCCCGAAGAUUUGUUGAGAGAGUAUCCUAGGCGAGUCAGCUGUAUAGGUCUUGUUGAUUUAAUUUUUCUGAUGUUUGUGAAGAUGGGGAUGAGAAGUAUAUGAAUUGGCUUCUGAAAGACUAAACAUGAAUUGUUUUAGUUCGUAAAA
This is a messenger RNA of Syzygium oleosum, 2933 nucleotides long. Its product is annotated as protein EMBRYO DEFECTIVE 1674. Lineage: Eukaryota; Viridiplantae; Streptophyta; Magnoliopsida; Myrtales; Myrtaceae. The transcript is spliced from 6 exons. The coding region runs from base 155 to 1012 and encodes 285 amino acids. The record is from RefSeq and is a predicted model, not a curated record.